This is a messenger RNA of Morchella importuna, 513 nucleotides long. RefSeq lists its product as uncharacterized. Gene Ontology annotation, biological process: mitochondrial electron transport, cytochrome c to oxygen. Lineage: Eukaryota; Fungi; Ascomycota; Pezizomycetes; Pezizales; Morchellaceae. The coding region runs from base 1 to 513 and encodes 170 amino acids. The record is from RefSeq and is a predicted model, not a curated record. The transcript has 2 exons.
AUGUCUAUGCUGCGAACCUCGGCCCUGCGGUCUGCUAGACUCGCCUCAACCCCCCUCCGUGCCGCGACUGCGGUCGUCUCACAAUCCCGUAGCGCUUCGCAUGCGGUCUCCAAUGUCACCCUCGCCGAUAUCGAGAAGCGGUGGGAAUCGAUGCCGCCAAGUGAGCAGGCAGACCUGUGGAUGAGCCUUCGUGACCGCAUGAAGGAGCCAUGGAGCAACCUGACAGUGCAGGAGAAGAAAGCUUCAUACUGGGUCGCUUUCGGGCCUCACGGACCCCGCGCCGUCCCCCCCGCCGGCGAGAACAAGAAGAUUGUUCUGUACACUCUGUUCGGUCUCGGAGCGUCAUUCAUGCUCUUCUACUUAACCCGCAUUCUGGCCCGCCCGCCACCAAAGACCCUUAACCGCGAAUGGGAGGAGGCAUCUAACGAGUUUCUGAAGGCGCAAAACGUCGAGCCUAUCACUGGUGUCUCGAGCGAGGGAUACACUGGAAAGGGACAGGUCCAGUCAAAGUAA